Molecule: messenger RNA, 591 nt
Organism: Didymosphaeria variabile
Lineage: Eukaryota; Fungi; Ascomycota; Dothideomycetes; Pleosporales; Didymosphaeriaceae
Exons: 2
Coding region: 1-591 (196 amino acids)
Source: RefSeq, a predicted model, not a curated record
AUGUCCCACGCAACGCCCUCCGAAGCCGAAGUAGUAACCACCCUCUCCCAGCUCAAGCUCUCCACAAAAUCGCCCCAAAAGCCCGCCAAUAAACCGAAAUCCGCACCCGUUGCUGAGUCCUGGGAUGACGACCUCUCCGGCGGCGGCUCCGACACCGAGACCGAAGAGUCCUCAGAUACACGCUCUUCGCGCGCCACAGAGCGCGACUCGCUCUCUCCACUUGCAACCAUAAAGUCUGUCGAUUCGCCCCACCCACCGCCGCCUACGCCUGCAAGCCCGACCGGCGUGCCAUUCGACUUUCCAGACAAUGUGUCGUAUGGCGCAGGAGGUGGUGUAAACAGUAGGGACGGGAGCAGGAGAGGGAGCGCUACGGCCAGUCCGGCGAGAAGACCGGAUAAGACGACUGCGGUUGCCGGGCGAUUGAUUGCGGGAGCGUUGGGUGUAAGGGCGCCACGGAGGACCGAAGAGGAAAGGGAGUAUGAUCGCGCGAUGAGGGAUAAGGAGAGGAAGAGGAGGGAUGAAGAGAGAGAGAGGGAGAAGCAGGAGAGACAGGCUGCUGAAGAUAGGAAGAGGUCCGUGUGGGAGGAUUGA